This is a messenger RNA of Rhineura floridana, 1043 nucleotides long. RefSeq names its product calmodulin-like. Lineage: Eukaryota; Metazoa; Chordata; Lepidosauria; Squamata; Rhineuridae. The transcript has 2 exons. The record is from RefSeq and is a predicted model, not a curated record. Gene Ontology annotation, molecular function: calcium ion binding; enzyme regulator activity. The coding region runs from base 454 to 705 and encodes 83 amino acids.
CUUGAUAAACUGUAUGUUUAUUGCACAUAAUAACAACAUCAACUGUGCACAUCUCAGAGUGGGGCCCUGAUGUCACAAAACCAGAUGGAUAAUGCAAUGAAAGUUACAGCGAUGGUGAGGGCUCCGCCAGGCGUCUGCUCUGGAGGUUGUAGAGAUGCUGAAAGUCGAUUGUGGAGCAGCUUCUGAUUCUGGCAGCAACCCUACAAGAGCCUGUCCUACAUGGUGGCAAGGCUGUUCUUCCUCCGACCAGUUUCUUCACAAACAAGUAGGAUCCAACUCCAGGCCUUAAGCUGCAUGGAGGGUGUGGAGUGAAGCUGCUUGCUCCUUCAUCUCUUCCUUUCCAGAUGCUAGAUUUUCCUGUUUCAGCAGAGAUAAUGAGAGAGUAAUAUUCUUGAGGAGGGAGAGAGAGAGAGAGAGAGAGAGAGAGGUUGCAUCAGGCAUCAGAGAGGCAACAUGGCUCACAGAUUCACAGAAGCAGAACUCAAUGUGGUCAAAGAGACCUUCUCGCAUUUUGAUGUGGACGGCGAUGGGGUUAUCACCACAGCAGAGCUGGGGACCGUCCUGCGCUCCCUCGAGCACGUGAUGAUCAACCUCAGGGAGAAGUUCACGGACGAGAGGAUGGAACAGAUGAUCAAGCACGCCGAUGAGGAUGGAGACGGGAAAAUCAGCUACGAGGAGUUUGAGAAGCUGAUGGUGGAGAAGUAGAGACGCCCAAGGCCUUUUACCCUAGAGUUGAGAAUUUGCUUUACCAGCUGACUGGAAUUUGCAGCACGUCAUAGAAGCACCCUGCGGUUUGCCACAAGCAAAGGCCAGCUCUCCCCCCGCCCUUCCAUAAUAACACACAUGGAUUCCCCCUCUGGACACCGAAGAGCCUGACUUGCAACCUGAGAACUGGAAGAGCUUGUACAGGAACAUUCUCCCUGUGGUUCUUCCCAGCAACUUUGCAGGAGGCACACCCAUGAUACCUGCAGCAGCCGCCACUGACGUGGAGUUUUGACGAUGCUGUCUCGGGCCUUAGGGGAAAAUAAAUUAAUGAGAACUUU